CAGCUGCUGUUUCCACUGCUAGUUACUAUCGUAGCUAACUCCUCGCAUCAGCUCCAGCUACUUUACGUACCGGUUGUCGGUGGCUUAUUGUUCGUUAGUUCGUUCUUUUGUUAAUCUGCCAAAACGUCUUACGCAAUGAGAGGCGAUCGGGGAAGGGGCCGUGGUGGCCGAUUCGGCUCCCGGGGAGGUCUCGUUCAAGGGUAUCGACCUUUUGUCCCACACAUACCGUUUGACUUUUACGUUUGUGAGAUGGCCUUUCCACGUGUGAAGCCAGCGCCUGAUGAGACUGCAUUUAGUGAGGCUCUGCUUAAGCGAAACCAAGACCUAAGUCCCACUCCUGCUGAGCAGUCAUCCAUUUUGUCCUUGGUAACUAAGAUCAACAAUGUUAUUGAUAAUUUAAUUGUAGCUCCUGGAAACUUUGAAGUGCAAAUUGAAGAAGUACGGCAAGUGGGCUCAUACAAAAAGGGCACAAUGACAACAGGACACAAUGUAGCUGACCUUGUGGUUAUCUUGAAGAUUCUUCCCACUUUGGAAGCAGUCGCAGCAUUAGGAAACAAAGUAGUGGAAACACUCCGCACUCAGGACCCAGCUGAGGUGCUGUCUAUGCUGACCAACGAGACUGGCUUUGAGAUCAGCUCGGCCGACGCUACCGUGAAGAUCCUCAUCACCACGGUCCCUCCUAACCUGCGCAAGCUGGACCCAGAGCUCCACCUGGACAUCAAGGUGUUGCAGAGCGCUCUGGCUGCCAUACGUCAUGCCCGCUGGUUUGAGGAGAAUGCCUCUCAGUCGACGGUGAAGGUUCUGAUUCGCUUGUUGAAGGACCUGCGUGUGCGCUUUCCUGGCUUUGAGCCUCUCACCCCCUGGAUUUUGGAUCUCCUGGGACACUCUGCUGUUAUGAAUAACCCUUCCAGGCAGCCACUCUCACUUAACACAGCCUACAGGCGCUGCCUCCAGAUGCUCGCAGCAGGGCUCUUUCUGCCUGGUUCUGUAGGGAUCACUGAUCCAUGUGAGAGUGGAAACUUCCGUGUGCACACUGUAAUGACAUUAGAGCAGCAGGACAUGGUGUGUUUUACAGCACAGACAUUGGUAAGGGUUCUUUCUCAUGGUGGCUACAGGAAGAUCUUGGGACUUGAAGGCGAUGCUAGUUACCUGGCAACAGAGAUGUCCACGUGGGAUGGAGUGAUCGUCACUCCAUCUGAGAAGGCCUAUGAGAAACCCCCUGAACGCAAGGAAGAGGAGGAUGAGGCACUGGAGGAGGGGGGAGAGGGAGAGGAUGAAAGCAUGGAGACACAGGAGUGAUGGAGCUCAGCAGGAUCACAAACUAUGCCAGACCUCCGCCAUGUAGGACAUCUGAUGAUUGUGGGGGUUUUUUUUGGUUGGUUGGGUGGUUUUUGUUGUUGAAAUUGAUUAGAAAAGAAAAAACACAUAAUGGAGGAAGUCACUGCCAUUAGUAGGAUGGAUUGUUUGGAGCCUGGUAAAAAUGUUCAGUGGCAUUCAGUCUUUUUUUUUUUUUUUUUUUUUUUAUAUCCCUGUUUUCUCCUCCAUAAUUUCUGCUUGGGCUUUCUGCUGCUCAUCCCUGGUCUCCUCUCCCCUUCUCUGAACUUAGCCUGUGGCAAUAGACAACAUGGACCAAAGGCACCAGCUGCAUGCGCCGUGUUUCUGCUUUGACCAGUGGCUUCUGUUUAAGACAGGGCAGAGGGAUUAAACCCUUCUUUAACUCAGUUCAUGUCUUGUUUUAUUUUUUACUUUGUAUCAGUGACUGCUAAAUUAAAGUUUUUAUUUCCAUUUA
Electrophorus electricus (electric eel) is the source of this 1789-nucleotide messenger RNA. RefSeq names its product interleukin enhancer binding factor 2 (gene ilf2). NCBI's taxonomy places the organism in Eukaryota, Metazoa, Chordata, Actinopteri, Gymnotiformes, Gymnotidae. Gene Ontology annotation, biological process: positive regulation of DNA-templated transcription. Gene Ontology annotation, cellular component: catalytic step 2 spliceosome. The record is from RefSeq and is a predicted model, not a curated record. Gene Ontology annotation, molecular function: DNA binding; double-stranded RNA binding.